Messenger RNA from Cryptomeria japonica (Japanese cedar), 1229 nucleotides. RefSeq lists its product as uncharacterized. The record is from RefSeq and is a predicted model, not a curated record. NCBI's taxonomy places the organism in Eukaryota, Viridiplantae, Streptophyta, Pinopsida, Cupressales, Cupressaceae. The transcript has a single exon. The coding region runs from base 241 to 810 and encodes 189 amino acids.
UCAUGACCUGAACGGGAAACCCUAACUGUUGUAUCGUCUGAACAUGCUGCGUAGCCGCUUCUGUUACUCUAAAUUCCAGGAUACCGAGACUUUCCUGGAAGCAAUGAAAACAAUUAUUGUGACGCGUAAGGCUCAAAUUAUCUCUAUAAAUGGAUGUAGAUGGAGGGCAUAUCUUGUGCUCUGUACUGGGUAAUACUUCUCCAUUAAUUUAAAUCUCUGGAUUUUUGUGACAUAGGUCCUAUGGGAAUCUGUCUGUCUUCCCAAGUAAUUGAUCCUACUGUUAAGUUAGUAAUGGAGGAUGGGAGGUUGAAGGAGUUUGCUGACCCUGUGAAGGUAGAAGAAAUAUUGAGAGAAAGGCAAGGCUUCUUUCUCUGUCAUUCUGAUUCCAUGGCUUUUGAUCAGUAUUUGACUCCUCUCAAUGCACACGACGUACUGCAACUUGAUGAACUGUAUUUUGUCCUCCCUGAAAUAAAAUUAAAAUACCCAUUACCCGCUUCAGAAAUGGCCGCCAUGGCCAUAAAAGCCCUUUCUGCACUGGAACGAAGCUCGAGCAAAAGCCAAAGUCGGUCUAGAGUCAUGCCUUUGGAGAAAAUUGUUAUGGAUAGCCACCAAAACCAAAGAAUUCCGUUAACAGACGGAAUGGAAGAGUUCUGUGUUGCAGAAGAAUCAGAGGUUUUAAAAUGGAGACAUGUGGGGUAUGAUUCGAGAUCUGUUAAGAAAUAUAAGCGCUCAUCGUCGAGAGGAAGUAUGGCUUCACGAAAGGCAUGGAAGACGAGACUUACCACAGUUCCCGAGGGAUUCGCUUAUUGAAUGUUUAAGAAAAAAAUUAAAAUUAAAUUUUGAAUUUUCUCAAAUUAUAGUUAGACUUUAUUGGCAUAUUUUUUGAGUUGAAAUAUCCGAAGACUAUUCAGGUCUACACCCUGCUUUAUUCUCUUUUGUAUGUUGGUCUGUUUGUAGUACAGUUAGGUUGCCUCUCACAAGGAGUAUAGAGUAGUUUCCUAUAAGCCAUCUGCACGCCUAUAUACAAACCACUUGCAUUGUAGACUAUAAAAGAAUCUUUCCUUUCUUUUUAUUUUCCGUCUUUUUAAGACACGAAAAUAAUGAUAGCACGACACUAGUAAUAGCUAAUGAUCUUGUGUUCCCUCGAGGGAAUUUCAUAAUGCAAGUUUGUUUUUUAUUUUUCUUUUCUCAUGAGAAUAAAAUUAACUUGUUGACAUGACAUUCAGAUA